This is a messenger RNA of Closterium sp. NIES-67, 1883 nucleotides long. Lineage: Eukaryota; Viridiplantae; Streptophyta; Zygnematophyceae; Desmidiales; Closteriaceae. The record is from the annotation of a GenBank genome assembly.
CCGUGUUGACCAUAACCACAGCGUGUCGAUGCUACGGAAUCCUCACGGGUUAUGGCGCCAGAGCAGAAACCAAUAAGCCUGUGAGAAGGCUGCCGUUGGUCCGGUAGCUGUAGAAUCACGCUUGUCCAUCGGGCGAUUUCAUCCAGGCGCCUCGUGCGACAAACGCACGUGCCAGGUCUGUGCGACGAGCGCGAUUCAGCACUCGCCGACCAUGUGGCCCGGCGAUCGCGGCAGGCUGGCAGCGCCGGCAGCUGGCGGUGCAGCCACGCCAGCAGCAGCAGCCAGCGCGGCGGCAGGCGGCGCAGCAGCAGCAGCAGCGACGGCGGAGGAGGAGGAGUCGAUAGUCCCGACGCUGUGCUGCUGCAUCUGCACGGAGCUCUUCGAGCAACCCAUGGUCGUCUCCUGCUGCGGGAACUCCUUCUGCCAGAAGUGUCUGGACACGGCACUUGCCCACUCUGACGCCUGCCCAAUGUGCAGGGCGCCGUUGAUCGGGGGCAUAGACCAGGUCUUCCCCAACCGCGCGCUGGCCCAGCUGGUGGAACAAGCCAGGAUCAUAGGAGUAACACGUCGGCAACGGCUGGCCACGUCAGCAGCUGUUUCUGCUGUUUCUGCCAACCGUGGGACGGACACGUCAGCACCUCAUUCUUGCUCACAAGCACAAGCACAGGCACAAGGACAAGCACAGAUACAUAUGCAUGCACAGGUGCAGGAACGUGAGGCCGAUGCACGUUCAAAUGCGCACAGCAACAGCGGCACUCAAGUGAACUCUCAGGACCCCUCACCAUCACAGGCGGAUCUAGAACGAGAGCCAUCCGCCCACUCACAUGCUGCUGCUGGUAGCAGUCACGGCUUCAGCAGCAGUGGCAGCAGUAGCAUUGGCAGCAGCAGCAGCCACUACACGGGCAGCUUAGAAGGCUAUAGAGUAGGUCCGUUGACCAGCCAUUUACAAUCCACCCCUGCUGCUCCCACUGCCAGCACACCCCCCCCUCAUCUCCACUCUCCCCAACGACCCUCUGCCAAUGCACCCGUAGUAGAUCCAAGGCAGGACCACACUGCUAUUUCAAUACCUGACUUUGCCCCUGCACAGUUAAUCUCAUCCGUCCCACUCUCACAGCAGAGCUUACAGCAGGGCCAAGUCAGCCAGCAGCAGAGGGGGGAGGUUUCGGCAGGAGCAGAACCUUCUGGGCUGGAUUCGAUUCUACCUGACCUGGUGGUGCGGCUGAGUGGCUUCGGUGCAGCGGCACGGGAGGAUGAGAGGCAGAGCGCCCAGCAGCAGCAGCAGCAGCUGGGGCAGCAGCAGCAUCUGCUUGAGUCUCAAGCGCAGCCCCCGCAGGCACAGGGACAGGAGCACCGCCACCAGCAACGGCAGCAGCACAGGCAGCAGCGGCAGCAGCGGAUACAGCAGGUACAGCAGCUACAGCAGGUUCGCUGCUGCCCGUCGCCCUACGCCAUGGCAGUGCGGUGCAUGCUGGCGUGUGGCGGCAGCGGUCGCAGUGCCCUGCUGGCCUUUGCCCGUGUGCGGCGCUGGUUCCUGGUGAACGAGCCGCGCAUCCGCUUCUCGCUCUUCCUCACCAUCUCUGCCCUCCUCGUCUUCUACCUGCGGGUGCAAGAGGAGGAGUACGCAAGGGUGACCCGAUACCCCUAAAGCCACAAGCGUGAGAAGCCCCUUCCUUAGCACAGCCUCCGAUACUGGUGGCGGUCUGGGCCUGUUGAUAAGACACUGACGGAAGUCUGUGGCACAAUCCAGAUUGAUCAUUAUGAGAAUGGCGGGCGUGGUGAAUUGAUGGUGAUGUGAUUAUAGUGACAACACUGUCUGUUGCAACUGCUAAUUUGGUGCGCGCUCGUGAACUGUUUUGGUAUCGAUUAUCCAACUCCACACGCAC